CUCUCACGUGUGUGCGUGGUUUUGAAGCAGCAUUAAAGCUGCUGAGGGCAAGAGGAUUUAAAAGCCCCCUCGGAAAGAGCUGAUCAGAGCUCGUUGCUUGUUCGACCGGAGGACUAAGGGGCUUUAAUGAAGACAGACCACGCUCUAGAAAUGGUGCAAUUUCAGGUUUCAGAGAAGGCAGUUUGGGAGAGCCGCUGCCGCCUUCACUUCCUCCUUCCUCCCUUAUUCUGCUAAGGAGAACCGAGGUAGCAGGAAAGGACAGUGUAGGCGCUCGAGGGGAGAAGCCAAACAUUAGCCUGACCCGGGUCCUUGGAAAGCAACUGACAACAGGAAGGAAGCUUAUUAACCCCUCUGCUCCCCCUCCCUUUUCCCGGGGUGAGAAUCGGCUCCUCCUCCCGGGCGUGCGACCCCGGGGUAAAAUGCAAGCGGCCGCCUGCUUUCCGCACCCUGCGCGCGGCGCCCGGCGGAGGAAGAGGCAGGCGGCGAGGGCGCCGCCCCAAACCGCGUGGAGCGAGUUCGUCUCUCCGGCGUGAACCUCCCGAGCGAGACGGCCUGGACCCCGCGACCGUCGCGCCGGCUGGGCACCGCAGGCGCCCCAUUUCCCGGCCUCUCUUCGGAGCUGGCACUCUGCACCCCAACCCGUAGCCUAUUCCCCCUCAACACCACGGCGCCACCAACCCCGGUGCCUCGCGCAGGUGGCGCAAACGCCCCCGCCCUCGGGCGCCCCCUGCCGGGAAAAGGGAAAGCGGCGGCGGGUGCGGAGGAGCCGGGCGCAGGGCGGGGAGAGAGCUCCGGCGCCGGGAAGAAGCCGGGAGCUUCCCUGAUGGUGCCGCCGCCUCCGAGCCGGGGAGGAGCGGCGAGGGGGCAGCUGGGCAAGAGCCUGGGUCCGCUUCUACUGCUCCUGGCGCUGGGACACACGUGGAGCUACCGAGAGGAGCCCGAGGACGGCGACAGAGAAAUCUGCUCGGAAAACAAAAUCGCCACGACCACCUACCCGUGUCUGAAGCCUUCGGGCGAGCUCACUACGUGCUUCAGGAGGAAGUGCUGCAAAGGGUAUAAAUUUGUCCUUGGACAAUGCAUCCCAGAAGAUUAUGACGUAUGUGCUGAGGCUCCCUGUGAACAGCAGUGCACAGAUAACUUCGGCCGAGUGCUGUGUACGUGUUACCCAGGAUACCGAUAUGACCGGGAGAGGCACCGGAGGCGGGAGAAGCCGUACUGUCUGGAUAUCGACGAGUGUGCCACCCGUAACGAAACGCUGUGUGCACACAUCUGCAUCAACACCUUGGGCAGCUACCGCUGUGAGUGCCGGGAGGGCUACAUCCAGGAGGACGACGGGAGGACGUGCACCAAGGGGGACAAAUACCCCAACGACACUGGGCACGACGAGAAGGCGGAGAACGCAGUGAGAGCCGGCACUUGCUGCGCCGCGUGCAAGGAGUUUCACCAGAUGAAGCAGACGGUCCUGCAGCUGAAGCAGAAGAUUGCCCUGCUCCCCAACAGCGCUGCGGACCUGGGCAAGUACAUCACUGGUGACAAGGUACUGGCCUCAAACGCCUACAUUCCAGGACCUCCUGGCCUGCCUGGGGGUCAGGGCCCCCCCGGCUCUCCAGGACCAAAGGGGAGCCCAGGCUUCCCAGGUAUUCCAGGCCCCCCCGGGCAGCCCGGCCCGCGGGGCUCAAUGGGACCCAUGGGACCGUCUCCUGAUCUGUCCCACAUUAAGCAAGGCCGGAGGGGCCCUGUGGGUCCACCAGGUGCCCCAGGAAGAGAUGGUUCUAAGGGGGAAAGAGGAGCGCCUGGCCCCCGAGGGUCUCCAGGACCCCCUGGUUCCUUUGACUUCCUGCUGCUUAUGCUGGCGGACAUCCGCAACGACAUCGCCGAGCUGCAGGAAAAGGUGUUCGGGCACCGGACUCACUCUUCAGCAGAGGAGUUCCCGUUACCUCAGGAAUUUUCCACCUCUCCAGAGACCAUGGACUUCGGCUCUGGAGAUGACAACCCCAAAAGAACCGAGACCAGAGACUUGGGAACCCACAGAGACUUCUAUCCUUAGCACACACCGACAUCUUCACACCGAAGGAAGAGAAGUGUUCGCCUGCAGUGAAAUCAUCCAAAGAACAGAACAAAACACCACUGGAGACCUAGAAAAGAUACGUUCUUUUUUUUCUUCUUUUUAAACUCUUUUCCUUUCUUCUCCGUACUUCUCUUAUUCCAAACACUAUUUUCAGGCUAGACAUACUAAAGACAAGAGGAAGGAAAUGAUUGAUUUACGUGCUUCCCCUGGAGAAUCUGCAGUGGAACUUUUCUUUGACUUCCUUAUUUUCCAGGGACUUCUGAUUUCUGAAAUAGGUACUCUCACAGUGUCUUAAAAUUUGGCAGACUAUCAAAAAGGGGGAAAUGGCAAGGUGAGUUCUAAGAAAAUGUGAGUUUACUCAUUAAAAAUAAUAGAUAUGUGUCCAAAAUACACUAUUACUCCUCAAUGUCAAAAUUAAAUUAAAUUAAUUAAAUCAAAUUAAUUAAGUCAAAUUACAUCAAAAUUUUCAGUGAAAAGGGGGAGAUGACAAUGUAUAUUUAUCUUGGUGGAUAAUUCUUUUUCCUUGUCAAUCUAACAGAGUUAAAAUAUCCUGUCCUCUUAUCCAACCUUGUUUUCUAAUUUUGAUUAAAGAAAGGAGAGAAGGAGUGGAGAUUAGAAAAGAUGGAGAAAAAUUACAGUCCCAUAUUGACUGUCCUAUAAGCUGCCACAUAUUAACACUCAGAUGUGACAGUUAAGGGUUCAUACCACGCUUAUCUAUAACUAUCCUAUUUGAAGAAGAAAAUUACUGCAGCUGUAGGAAUAAAUUCUAUUUUCAAGACAAAAAGUAAGUGAAUGCAGUGCCCUGGUUCACAUUAGAACAGCGGGCUCCCGGUUUGCCAGGACAUUUUAAAGCUAUCUGAUCGAAUGAGUGAGCUUGCUUAGUAAACCAUAGAUUAUUUGUUAAAUCAAGGUAACCGACCCUUAGGGAGAGGUGCCGAAUUCCCUGGCUGUGACCGGGUGCCCGCCAGGUGUCAUUAGGCUGUGAUCCAGGUUGAAUCGGUGUAACAGUGGCGCUCAGGCUGAAAGGAGGCUGCCGGCUCGGGUUGUUGGCCGUGGGGCAGGAAAACCUUGGGCAGGGGACCUGCUGCGUCACAGAGGCAGGUAAAUUUGCUGUCUGUGGGAAUUAGAAGCCCUUGUCAGGGGCCAGCCAAACUUGCCAGCGUGUUGAGACUAACACAUAAUUGAAAGAUCUCUUGGAUGGGUGGGGGGGGGGGGGUGGAAACAACAGUCUUCCUCGUUUGCUAAAAACUUCCUCCCCGUUUUUCCUUAAUUUUCCAUAAUUUAGUCCAAGUUCCAGUUCUUGCAGGUCUUCUUGAUUUCCCUUCCUCGGCAAACACAGGAAGCAGCUAGAAAAGUAUAUUCCCAAACCUGCCCUGGAGUCAGUGUUUGCUCUUACACUUCUGGGUCCCAGAAGGACACACAUUCCGGAAAAGGCUUUCUCUAGCACCACAGGAGCACCAGUGCUCAAGGGAGGGGCACGAGCGUCUGCUACUUUGUAAUGUUGUUGGGGAACCUCUUGGUUUUAAUGGGCAGCUUACAAGCUCCUUCAGGUUCACUUUGUUAUUUGACACCCAGAAUGAUGUUUCAUCGACCUGUUCAGGAGACCUUUGCCCUUAUAUUGAGCUUCACAAAGGACCACUGUUACAACUUUUCUUUGCUCAUGUUCCCAUUUCCCACCCUGCAGUGUCCCCAUGACUUUCUGGGCAGUUUGUGUUUAAUUUUCUUUUUCCAUCUCCUUUUAGCCUACAUCAUUUCACUCUCCUGGGAGAGCUUGUUUAAAGACAACCACUGUGGGUGUUUAUAUUGCCACUUUUCAGUCUUUCUUCAGAAUGAUAGGAAGGGCAUGUGUUUGCAAAUCUCAAGUGACACCAGCCAUCCUUCUCUCGUCCCCAUCCUGUUAGAAACACAGGGCUCCAGUCAGCCAGCCGGAGGCUGAGUUUUUCACCAACACUUGACUCCGCUGUUUCUUACUCACGCAAAGUCCCCGGUGACUGUCCACCAAAAUGUUACAGCUGAAAGCAAACGCAUCCUCGGUGCUCCUUUUCUAGGAUCUUUCCUGCCCCCCUUCAGCCUCUCCGGAAUCUAAUCUUCACAGCAGAAGCCCUCGCCAGCCACGGGUUCGCAGAGAUGAACUGAGCAGAUGUUGAUUCCCAUCUGGUAUAUAUAUUUAACGUUUGCCUGCUUGUGGAACGCAGUAUUUAAAGUGUGUGGAUGGACGAAUGCUAAAAAAAAAAAAUCAUGCACAGGCUCUAUGAGAAAUGAUGAGGUUCAUCUUUGAUUUUUUUUUUUAAUGAAGAAUUUCAGUACCUUUUUAACAAUGAACUGUACGUAGAAAUAGAAUUGUCUUCUCUGUUGUUGAGUACUCAUAAAAUGCAACGAAAUUGCAUGUUUAGCCAGAGGCUAGGGUAAUAUAUUAACAGAAUGAAUGGAUGCUGGUAAUAUCUGGGAUUUGUGAGACGAUUCUGGAUAAGAUUUUCUAACAAAAUGCACAGUAACCUGUAUUUUAUCAUCUCAAUCUGCUGGAUCAGGUCAACUUAUAAAAUAAUUAUUUAUCCUCAGAUUUUCAAAACUUGGACUAUUACCGUAGGACUAAAUAUGUACUCUGUAUGCCCAAAUUAUAUUUUUCAAAGAUAAGACAUAAUAAGGCAUUGUUAUUCCUAAUGUGUCUUUUAGCUAUGGGUGGAAAACCAAAGCUUCACUGUCUAAACAGGACUUCUGCUUAGAACCUAAUGGAAAAGGGUUUUGGGGGUAGGGAGCAUAAAAUUUGCUAGUUUUGGCAAUCCACUUCAUGUGUUAGGGGGAAGAAAGGUCUUUGUACACUCCUCAAUUCUUUCCCAGAAAUGCUGACUUCAAUUUUUUGCACCCUGAUAACUAAACCUUAGAAUAGGACUUGAUAGAUUGCUUCUGUUUCGGAAAGCAAUGGGCAUAAAACUCUCCUGUUCAAAAUAGUGCAAGGAGGGGAUACAUUUUAGUUUAAGAAAAUCCUCCUCCCUUUCCAAUUCCACAGGGAGAAAUUAUCAGCUUUAUGAUGCCAAAGCCUAUGGGGAUACAAAGGGAAUGCUGUCUUGUCUCUCCUUCUGUAUUAAUUCUAACACCUGCCACAGAAUGAAUUGGUCAGCUAAAGUCAUUUCUACCGUAUAAACUCAGGCAAGUGUGUUCCUAGCCAAACAGGUAAAUAACAAAUGCACAUUGGCAUCCAGGGGUUGGGGGUUGGUUACUCCACCAGAUACCAGGUGAAGGGCCCCCUGGUUCUGGCCAUGCUCCCUUUCUAGGGUUCAUACUACUGUCGGCCUCGUGAGGCCUGCUGCCAGGCGUGCAGGGGGAGGAUAUUCUUCGUGAGUAGGCGCCAGGCAUCUCCUUGGGGUGACAGCAAAUCCCUCCUCAUACUUCGAGUGUCCCUCACCCUCUCUCCACUCCAGCCUGUCACAGAGCAGCCUCACUGUAUCACCUUAAUGUCUUUCCGAUAACCUUUCCUGAAAAGGAAAUUUAUUUGCAGGAAUCCAGGCCAAACAACUAGAAGAACAGAGCCAUGUAAAGUUAUUAAUCAUGAGUUCAGGAAAUAGAUGCAAGUAUUCCUGGUACCAUCAGCAUGUAUGUUUCACAACAAAUCAAAAAAUAAUUUUCCAUUUGAGGAAAAAACACAAACACGACCGUAAUUGUUAACGCAUAAAACCUUGGACUUCACAUGCUCCUGCAACAAAUAUUACUGCUUUAGGGAUAUCAUAGAAAAAAGACCCUUUUACACAUCCCCCAGGGACCUCGGCGUUCUUUAUGAGAUCCCCAAAGCAAGCACCCGGGGGAAUUCCACGUGUGUCGUGACUCUAUUUUUAUUUCCAGUGGCUAGUCAUAUACUUCAGUAGCUAUGUUCAUUAUUUAUAACAGGUUCAUAUAACAGUUGAGCUAGUAUUCAAUUAUGGAUGUGAUGCUAUGAAAUACUUUUGAUAAGAUUAUAUAUGCCUAAUAACAAAGUUAUUUUUCUUA
This is a messenger RNA of Balaenoptera acutorostrata (minke whale), 6049 nucleotides long. RefSeq names its product collagen and calcium binding EGF domains 1 (gene CCBE1). The transcript is spliced from 11 exons. NCBI's taxonomy places the organism in Eukaryota, Metazoa, Chordata, Mammalia, Artiodactyla, Balaenopteridae. Bases 824 to 2047 code for a protein of 407 amino acids. The record is from RefSeq and is a predicted model, not a curated record. Gene Ontology annotation, molecular function: calcium ion binding.